Messenger RNA from Gasterosteus aculeatus aculeatus (three-spined stickleback), 3789 nucleotides. RefSeq names its product ALX homeobox 4a (gene alx4a). The record is from RefSeq and is a predicted model, not a curated record. Gene Ontology annotation, molecular function: RNA polymerase II transcription regulatory region sequence-specific DNA binding; DNA-binding transcription activator activity, RNA polymerase II-specific. Lineage: Eukaryota; Metazoa; Chordata; Actinopteri; Perciformes; Gasterosteidae. Gene Ontology annotation, biological process: regulation of transcription by RNA polymerase II.
GAGAGAGAGAGAGAGAGAGAGAAAAAGUUUGGUCUUUUUCUCCCCUUCACUGUUUUUUAGGCAUGAACGCCGAGACCUGCGUUUCAUACAGCGACAUGACAUCCAUGGAUUCAUAUUAUAGCCCCUCCGCAGCGCAAAGCAGGGAUCACCAGACGGACCACUUUAGGACACUUCCAGCCCCUGACACCAAAUACCCUGCUGCCUUCCUGGCCAACAAAGGUCAGGCUUACGGAGACAGGUCCCGGAGCCCCUUCCAGCAGGAGUGCCAGUCAUUGGAUGCCGCCUCGGCUGGGCAAGGCACCUUCAGUAAAUACCACCUCUUCAUGCAGAGGUCUUCUUGCAAGACCCCCCCCGAGGACGGCAAACUGCACCAAGAGAGCGGGCACAACGGAGCGCUCAUCUCCUGCUAUGGUAAAGCCAGUUCAGGUCUGGCAGACUCUGACUUGGCCCAGGACUCCGAUCCAGCUGGAAUGGACUCCAGCUACCUUGCUGUGAAGGGUCCGGGUGGGAAGUCGGCCUCCGACAGGCAACCAGGCACAGAAUUGUCGAGCCCUCUGGACAAGGGCGAUGGCGGCGAGAGCAACAAGGGCAAAAAAAGGCGCAACCGCACAACCUUUACCAGCUACCAGCUGGAAGAGCUGGAGAAAGUUUUCCAAAAGACGCACUAUCCGGACGUUUACGCCAGGGAGCAGCUGGCGCUGAGGACUGACCUGACUGAAGCCCGCGUGCAGGUGUGGUUUCAGAACCGAAGGGCCAAAUGGAGGAAAAGGGAGCGCUUUGGUCAGAUGCAGCAGGUCCGAACUCACUUCUCAACAGCGUACGAGUUGCCUCUUCUGACGCGUCCGGAGAACUACGCACAGAUUCAGAACCCCUCCUGGAUCGGCGGCGGCAGCGCAGCUUCUCCUGUGCCGGGCUGCGUCGUGCCCUGCGACACCGUGAGCCCCUGCAUGACCCCUCACCCCCACUCUGCCAGCGGGAUGUCUGACUUUCUGGGCAUGUCGGGCCCCGGGGGUCACGUGGGACAGGCUCACAUGGGCAGCCUGUUUGGAGGGCCUCCUGGCAUGGCCACGGGCAUCAACGCGUACGACCUGAACAUGGACCCUGACCGCAAGUCCUCCAGCAUCGCCGCCUUGCGCAUGAAGGCCAAAGAGCACAGCGCCGCCAUAUCUUGGGCCACAUGAUGCAAUGCUGUCGGCUGAAUUGGGGGGGGGGGGGGGGGCUUGUUGCACGAAUCCAGCGUAGUGAGAGGUGGGGGCACUAUAAUCAAAAUUUAAAGGCAACAGUGACUACCUUCAUAUUUGUUGCAAUAAAAUAAUUAUCCAAAUACACAGACGGGUGGAGAUUACUCCGAGAGAGAAAUGGAGGUUUUGCAAGUGGCGUUGCGCUGCCAUACUUCUCGACCGCAGGGUGCGAGUGAGCUUUGUGGGGAGACCAGAUGCUGUUCUGUCUAACAGGAGUUGCAGCGUGGCUGAAAAGAUAGGCGAAGGAACGUGUUAAGAAAAUCAUUUCAAACAAAUCCAUGCACUUAUUUGCUAAAAUACAGGAUAUUGUGUUUGUACAGUGCUUUCAGUGUUAUUGUAGUUCUCCGAUCAGGUGAUGUUUUAUCCUUACAUUAUUAUUUAAAUUUUGAGUGUUCAUGUUUUUGUCUCUAAUCCAUUUGUUAUUGGUUUUGUUUUAACAAAUAGUUCAGCAAGUAUCCAACCAUUUUAAUUUAGUCAGGAUAUGUUGAUAUUAUUCAGCGUGAAACUUAAAAAAAAAGUUAUCCAUUAUAUUGGUCAUAUUUUUCAGCUACUAAAAAAAAGUGUCUUCACCCUCUAACAUUUCAAAGUCAAUGAGAGGAAACGUGGUUAGUUUCUUUGGGGAGGGAUCCACCUGCCUGCUGAUGGUGAGUGGGAGGGAUGGGGGAGGCGGUGGGAGUGCGCAGGGCACAGCAGGCUCGCUGCUCUCCGGGCUGAAGCGCCGCCUCCAGACAGAACCAAUCUCGGUUUGCAGGAGGACGUGAAGUGCAAGCGAACAUGACCGUGCCCCUUUGCGUUUCAAGUGCGAUGAGUUUCAGAGGGGAAAAAGAGCCGAACGCUCAGUCAGUCUGCCAGAAACAACACCGAAACCGGCCUCUUUAAAACAGGCCGGGCUGGAGGAGAUUAGUGUGUUGACACUUUCAAACACCGAGAGGAUAUCAGUGUUCAUCUGCGUUUACUGGACUUUGUGACGCCCGAGUCUGUCAUGGCCGACUAGUAAAUGGUCACGAAGCAGCUCAGACAUUAAGAGCGCUAUUGUAUUUCUCCCUUUAUCGUCUUCAGUGAUGGUUUGACUACAUCUUAGUUGGAUAAUGCACCUUGGAGGACUCUGCACGUGCUUGAGUACUGAAUAUCAGUUUCUUCCCUCCCCUGCAGACGCCCGGAAGUCUUUUUACAACACAAAGAACAUCAAAUGCAUCGCAAAGGCAUCCAACAUAACUGGAAUGCACUCCUUUAAAGUAGCCAUGUCUCAGUUUUACAGUCUUACCCUAUUUUUAGAUCUAGCGAACAGGGUGUAUUAUCCUAUAAAGAUUGUGUUUAAUCAAAUAGGUACUAUAAAGUCAGUGUCAGAAUACAGUGAGAUCAGGUGAUAUUCCCGUGUAGGGGUACUGGUUGGCUGCUCUACAGUGAGUCGACGACCGUAUCAGAGCAGGUCACACUCAAGUCCUUCAAAUUACAACCAGCUCCACGCUCCAAUCCUGGCUGUGAAGUACGCAUCUCGGACUCAAAAGCGAGAGGGUCUCCUUGCGAAUGUGGACACGGGGGCCCCCUGUGCUCUCGCUGUGGGGUUGGACGGAGGGCGAGCCGCGAGGGCGUCUGCUGUGUUCCGGUGUUCUGGGAAAAGGACAGUGCACACAGCUGCUCUGAGGGGGUAAAUGCAAAACAAACAUGCCUCACACAUGCUUCCCCCUCAGCUGUCAUGGCUCUGCUUUCAAAGACCCCCCCCCCCCCCCCUCUGUACACAUAUCUCUGUGCCUCUCCCUUCCACGUUGUCCACUGGCUCAAAGCUGCAGCCCCCCCACCCCACCGAUCCGCAGGGUCCGACCCAGAGACACACGGUCAACCUAGGAAGGCUUUUUAAUUAACACUGAGCCAUGUUGAGGCUGAGGACUGCAGUAUUGUGUGUCAGGACAGACGGGACCGUCUGUCUUCUACUUGGUUUAAUGUAGACUGCAAAGUGCUCACAGACGUACCGGCAUUAAGGAGAUGUGGUUUACACCAUACGUACUCACCGAUACUCACUUUUCCCCAUCUCUAAAGGUGCAUUAUUCUAUAAGAGUAAACAUUUUCUGUAACAUAUUUCCUCAAUCGGGAAAAUCAUUGAAGGUCAAUGCAAGAUUACGUUCAAUCAUUUGUUUAUCAUCCCCCUGUAAGUUGCAGAUCGCUCCAUCCCUGAGUGAGGGUGUCGUCAUUUACUUUUUCAUUUUCUAAUACUACUGAAGUCCAGCAAUCAGUAUAGGAGUAAAUAUAUGAUGAACUAUGCGUGCUGUUUAUAUGCAUGUGCAUUUUUGUGCAUGCAAAAUAGAUUGAAGUUUUAAGACUCUUGGAAACAUAACUAAUUGGAUGUUGUGUUUUAUUUGAGACACAGCAGUAAAAUUGCAUUUCCAGAGUUGUUUUUGAACAUUUUUUUUGUAUUGUCAUGUAAUUUCUCUGAAUUUGUUGGGGUUUUUUCAAGAUAAUUUGACUUUAAGCCAUUUGUUGAAAUGAGUGUAUGAAUUUACUCUUGCUUGUGUUCCUACAUUGUGUAAUUAAAGUACAAUAAGUUAUUGCA